AUGACUGAGACAAAUCUUAUAUCUGUUGUUCAUCUUCUAUGUCUUGUUCAUCUUCAUAUACUAUCUAUUGUUGAUGCCUGUCUUCAUGUGAUGUAUGGUGACCUUAUUAGGAUGGCUGGGUUUGUGGUAGCUACUGACAUGGCUGCUGUGGCUGGCGCUAGGGCAACUGCUAUUGUGCUAGCAGUGGCUGUUGCUGCACCUAAGGUGGUGGAUGUGGGGGCUGAUGCACCUACGGUAGUGCCUGUAAAGGGGGGUGCUGGUGGUGCUAGGCCCCCCAUGAGGUGGAAUAACAACACCUCUGGGUUUAUCCUUAAGAGGAUGGCCCAGAUAGUUUCUGAUGGCAGUAGGGCUGACAAGUGCAUCAAGGAUAAGGAUGUGAACUAUGUGGCAAAGGCUCUACUAGAUUAUUAUGGUGAGGCUGUGAGCCCUACUCAAGUGUACAACCACUUGAAGAAGUGGAGGCAGAAGUGGGCUAGGGUUGUGAAGUUGAAGGACCUUAGUGGUGUGCUAUUUGAUCAUGAUGUCAAUGCCAUAAUGCUUGAACCUGAUCACUACAUAGGCCACUACAAGGACCAUCCUAAUGAUGCUGAAUUCCUAAACACCGCAACCAGGUUCUACACUGAGAUGGAGACCAUAUUUGAUUCUUCCAUGGCCACUGAUAGUGUUGCUGCUAAGAUUGAGGGACAUGGCUUCACCACUGCUGCUGAUGUCAAAUGUAGCCCUGAGAUGGGUGAGGGCAGCAAGGCAACUGAGCUGCUCACUUCCACUAUGGGAGUAAAGAGAAAGAGGGGUAAUUUCAGUGAGGAAGAGAUGCUGAUGAUGACUAACAUGACUGAUGCUGUCAACAAUGUAGCCUCUACACUUAGAGAGACUGGGUCUGCACAUGUGGAUCCUGACCUCUAUCUUGCAGUGAUGGAGAUUCCUGGCUUCACCAUUGAAGCUCUCAUUGUUGCCUACACCUACCUGCUGGAAAACAAGGCCCUUGGCAGGGGCUUUGUGAACAUGGCAAUCAACCAUAGAUAUAUUUGGCUGAGGAACUAUCUUGCCAAGAACUACUAUAUGUAG
Messenger RNA from Miscanthus lutarioriparius, 1065 nucleotides. The record is from the annotation of a GenBank genome assembly. Lineage: Eukaryota; Viridiplantae; Streptophyta; Magnoliopsida; Poales; Poaceae.